AUGGUCAAGGCCAGCCACCUUGAUGUCAGUGCAGUGGUCAGCUUCGUCAAGCACUUCAACAUCUCGCCCGACUGGCAUGAGAUGCAGAUACCGCAUGGUUCCAGCCCCGGUCGCGAAGCGCAAAUCGUCCAGUGCCUCGAGCGAGAAUGUCCCGAAGAGGCAGGCAGUUUCUCCUACCGAUAUAAAUGGCCCGUCGCGUGCUCGCAGUAUCCAGCCACGACCGCCACCAGCUAA
Molecule: messenger RNA, 234 nt
Organism: Sporothrix brasiliensis 5110
Lineage: Eukaryota; Fungi; Ascomycota; Sordariomycetes; Ophiostomatales; Ophiostomataceae
Exons: 2
Coding region: 1-234 (77 amino acids)
Source: RefSeq, a predicted model, not a curated record